CGAUACUCUCCCUCUACCGUAUGAUUCAACCGCCUUGAACGAUCACAUAAGAACGCCAAGCCCAUCAUGUCCGCCAUUCUCCUGUUCUGCACUUCAAACGUCCGCGCCAGCGUAAUCAACCGAUUGAUGAACGAAUGUGCCAUACCUGAAGAUGCGUUCAACAUCUUCAGUUUAGUCCGCACCCCAAACCAGGAAACCUUAGACGAGUGGCAAACUCAAACCCCUGUCCAAGAGUUCGACACCGGUUUUGAAGGCAAAAGUGACGCCGAGCUACGCAGAUUCUUCCAAGAACGCCUUGAUAAACAUACCGAUACUCAGACAACGAGUAUUUCAGACUCGUGGCUUGCGGUACUUGACGAUAAAUCGCCCUCGCAGGGCACAGUGGUCAUGCACUAUACAUACGACAAGUCAAGUUGGGGUCCAAACCCCAUUCCAGGGCCUGCGGAGGUAUCCGAUGAUACGAUCUGGUGGAAGUGGAGAGUUCCCUUCCAAUCAGCCUGGACGUUCUGGAACGCGGUCGGGAGCAUUGGGGCCGAUGCUAUUGAAAUUUAUUCGCGGCCUGAGUAUACAAGCUCGGAUGGUGUUCUGCAGACUGAGAUUCCAGAGAAGAUCAUUAAUGGGGAGAUUGAGGAUCCACAUGCUUAGCCCUUUCGUUAAUGCACCUUUAGUAUAGCUUCUCAUUAUCGCAAUCAGUGGCAGUUCAUGAUGGAUAUGAUUGAGUUUAAUGAGGCCAAUGAAUGUACUUAUUAAAUUGAUGCCUAAGUUGAGCUUUAGUGUACAAUGAAGCCUG
Aspergillus pseudonomiae is the source of this 790-nucleotide messenger RNA. RefSeq lists its product as uncharacterized. The record is from RefSeq and is a predicted model, not a curated record. Bases 67 to 645 code for a protein of 192 amino acids. NCBI's taxonomy places the organism in Eukaryota, Fungi, Ascomycota, Eurotiomycetes, Eurotiales, Aspergillaceae. The transcript has 2 exons.